This is a messenger RNA of Vitrella brassicaformis, 2059 nucleotides long. NCBI's taxonomy places the organism in Eukaryota, Vitrellaceae. The record is from the annotation of a GenBank genome assembly.
GCUUGAUUGGUCCUGUCCUGCUUCUUAUUGCCGACCACAUGAUGUGCUGGUUUCAGGUAGCCAGUUGUGUAAGCCAUUCGUCCCGUGGCUGCUUCCGCAAGAGAUCUUCCGCGAUCGACGGGGCCGCAGGGGACUCACUCAUCGCACCACAGAUGGCCUGCAGUCCAGUCAGAGAAUUAUCCACCAUAGUGAAUCAAUGACCACGUUGAUGUAUGUAUGUAUGUAUGUAUGUAUGGGGAGCAACUCGAAUACAUACCUGUAUUUGCGCGGCUGAGUAGGUCUGGAAUGACUCCUUGUGCAGUGGCGGGAAGUCCUUGGCCGUCACAGCAACGGUCUCCUCGCGAGACGCACCACGACGACCUUCGCGAGCAAACACAAGGGCAUCCAGAGCACUCGCAUGCAGCCCUACGUACCUCUGCUGGUGUAUUUGUAGGGUUGCGGUCCGCCUUUGGGAUGUCUCUGUCUGUUGUCGUUGUCGUGGUUCCUAUAGGGUGCGUUCCGGCCCCCGCCCUCCUGUGGGGCCGCCUGCUUGGACGGCGGCCCUGCUGCCGGUGGUGAAGGCGCCGGUGCUGGUGCUGGUGCGGGGGGAGGGGGGGGAGGGGGCGGGGGAGGAGCUGCAUGACACAACACAACACAACACAACGCAAACCAACCAAUAGAGGAAUUAGUUAGUUGGACAAGAACCUCUCUUGGUGCCAUCCUGCUAAAAAGUCAAUCAUUCAUUCACCCACUUAUCCAUCCAUCCAUCUAUCUAUCUAUAUAUCUGUCUGUCUGUGGUGGUGUGCCGGUGUCUGUCUGUCUGUCUGUCUGUGGUGGUGUGCCGGUGUCUGUCUGUCUGUCUGUCUGUGUGCCACAUGGCUGACGUGGCGGGGGUUGGUUGUGUGUCAUGGGCAUCUGCAUGUGAGGCAUCAUGGGCAUGCCGGGAGCCCACAUGGGCAUGGGGAAGUAGGGAACGGGCACGAAAAAGACGCUGCGGGCCCCCUCGACGGCCGGGGGUGUCGAGAGUGGCAUUGCACCCCCAGUUGUGGGGCCACCGAAGCCGCCCACGGGGUAGGGGAAGGAGGGGUAGGGGAAGGAGGGGUACGCCGGCGGCAACGGGUGAGAUGCUACUGCAUGGGUACCACCUGCUGCACUCGACGGGGUGCUGAUGCCGGCAGUCUCGCUCUUGAUCGACGGAUGACACGGACGAUCUGAAUGAACCAACCAGGCAAAUAGGCAACCAACCAACGGGACAGUUCCAGGUGCAGCCAGGGCGGAUUGCAGGCAGUGCGGAAUGAAUGGAUGAAUGCAUGUCUACCUACCUACCCUUCAAUCGCUGGCCUUGCAGCCACAGCGCCUGGCCAGUCAGACAGUCAGUCACACACACAGCAUGCCAUGCCAUGCCACCAACGCCCGCGUACGUACGUCUGUGUCUGUGUAUGAAUGUAUGUAUGUGUCGCCAGUCAGUCUAUCAUCUCUGCCUUCCGACUCUGUGCUGACUGACUGACCACUUUCUGGACCACUGCCUCGUCCACGUCGAGCUUGAUGAAGCAGGUGUUGUUGACAUCCUUGCCGCACAAAGACACACACACGCACACUUCCACCAGAGAUCCCAGGCAGCGGCCAGGGGGGAAUGCAUGCAUGAGUCUGCCUUACCUUCCAGAUGGACGGCGGCGUGUCGAGCGACGCGAGGUGAGGGCAGCGUCCUGCACUCGCCUCGCCGCAUACAACACGCAUGUUGGCUGGCUGGGGGGGGUAUUUGGGUGUGCGUCAGACUGUGUGUGUGUGUGCGUGUGUACCCAGGAGAACUUCAAUGUCACCCUCGAUGACGUCUUCGCCCACAUCACGCAACUGGAGUGAAGCGGUCACAGCGAGGAAAGCACGAUCCCACAUGCACAGCCAUCCAUAUGGUGUGUGUAUCAGUCUGCCUGCCUUGAUAGUUUGGCGAGGGUGGUGGUGGUCCAAUACCUCCACCGAAUCGUCGUGGGUGGACACCGCUUGAGGGGUUUCUGCCGAAUCAGCCAUUAGAUCUGCCGCCACAAGGCUUAGCACCACAAACCCAACGCUCUUGAGAAAUCCC